UGUUGGUAUCUGAUCCAAACUCAUCUCGCGCACCGCAGCGAAUUGCGGAAUUGUGCGUCAACUACCAAUUGUGUGUGUCUCACCCAAGUCCUCCUAUCUACAGCCGAGCUGGGCCGUUUCCCGCCCUGGUCGGAAUUUUACACACAAUGGUCUAAGACGAGUGAAAAAUUACUCUCUGGAACGCCAAACUGUGGUAGAUAGAAGACGAUGAGAAGGUCGAUAGGUGUCGUCGGCUCAUCUCCUAUGGUUCUUCUUCUAAUUGUUGGGAUUUUCUUCUCAUCCUCACCGAACUCAGCGCUCGCCUCCAACUCGGCCUCCGCAUUCGUACAGAACGUCAUAUACUCCAACAGGAUCGCCGUCUUCUCCAAAUCCUACUGCCCGUAUUCACUACGUGCCAAACGCAUAUUCAAUGAACUGCAUGAGAAACCUUUUGUUGUGGAGCUUGACCUUAGAGAUGAUGGGUCUCAAAUCCAAGAUGUUCUUCUAGAUUUGGUAGGCAAGCGCACUGUACCACAGGUUUUCGUGAAUGGCAAGCAUAUUGGUGGCUCUGAUGAUCUCAAGAUAGCACUCUUGAAUGGUCAAUUGCAGAAACUUUUAGAUAGAAGUGAUUGAAGUGCUAAGAUGAAGAAAACACAUGCAUCUUUGGGGAAGCUACUUAUGGUUAAUCAGAUAAUGAAUCCUAGAGCUUGAAGGUAAAUAUUAGGACGGCUUGACACAAUGAUGCUCAAAAGUUGUCAUUUCAUAUCCACAAAAUAAAAAAUAUGAUUGGUUUUGAUGGUUCUUUCACUCUUAAAUGUUCAUGUGAAUGCACUCAAAAGCAUUAAAUGAGGCAAUUCUGAGGUGAUGCAAUGCAUGCUUUAGCAAGUUCUGAAUUUGAAAGUUUGAAUAGAGCUCUAGAUCCGUUGAUACUAUUGUUAACACUUCCUACCAAUGUCACCUUUUAAGAAUGGUCUACCUUUCAUCCUGUUUUUCACUUUGCACUUGUAGUAAACUUAAAUCAGCUUGCUUUUGUUGGUGUCUAAGCUGGAUAUGGGUCAAAAUGAAAUGUGCAAUCAAGGUGCGUUUUUGUUGGUUUACAGUAAA
Messenger RNA from Nelumbo nucifera (sacred lotus), 1083 nucleotides. Its product is annotated as Glutaredoxin family protein. Gene Ontology annotation, cellular component: cytoplasm. Lineage: Eukaryota; Viridiplantae; Streptophyta; Magnoliopsida; Proteales; Nelumbonaceae. The record is from RefSeq and is a predicted model, not a curated record. Gene Ontology annotation, biological process: cellular response to oxidative stress. Gene Ontology annotation, molecular function: glutathione disulfide oxidoreductase activity.